This is a messenger RNA of Cryptomeria japonica (Japanese cedar), 3015 nucleotides long. RefSeq names its product putative pentatricopeptide repeat-containing protein At1g68930. The transcript has a single exon. Gene Ontology annotation, biological process: RNA modification. The record is from RefSeq and is a predicted model, not a curated record. NCBI's taxonomy places the organism in Eukaryota, Viridiplantae, Streptophyta, Pinopsida, Cupressales, Cupressaceae. Gene Ontology annotation, molecular function: zinc ion binding; protein binding; RNA binding. Bases 453 to 2726 code for a protein of 757 amino acids.
UAUUGGAGAAUCCACUGCACUUCAACGUUGCAGAUUGCAGCAUAACAUUAAGUUUGCUGUGUUUAAAAGUAGGAAUCUAUUUCGUCUAACUUCCCCGAGGAUUGAACUGAAAGCCAACGAAAUCAACAGGACUUGAAUGUUGAACUCUGUGAAAGUAGUGUUUUCAACAACCGAUCUUGGAGUUAUGGGUAACAAGUAGAAUUAUAAAAAUGUAACAAUUAACAGAUCAUUUUCGUGCAAAUGGGUGCUUCUCAGCAGUAGCACCUAUUCAAUGGCAUUUGGAAGUCAAAAUCUAAUUAAAAAACUGAAAGAUGCAUCAGUAAGCGGACGUUCCUGCUAAAUUGUUUGCUAAAAUUCAUAGCUCUGCUAGCACUCCCAAUUUUCUUGAUGAAAUACAGACCGAGAAACAAAAGAAUUUUAAGCAAAAGCUAUGUCUUAGCUUUCGCAUCUCAAUGAUGGGAUUUCGCUUCACAUCAAUACUAUCCUCCUCUGCUACGGCUAUCAUCAAAUACUAUGCAGGAAUGCUGGAAGAAUGCGUCAAUUUGAGAAGCCUACAAGAUGGCAGGAAAAUUCAUGCCCUUAUCAUUACUAAGGGUUUAUUUCAGGCAGAAUCUGUAUAUAUUUUAAACCAUCUGGUUAACAUGUAUACCAGGUGCGGUGGUUUGUUCGAUGCACGCAAAGUGUUUGACAAAAUGCCUCAACGAAAUGUGUUCUCAUGGAAUACUAUGCUUGCAGGAUAUACAAGAAACGGGUGUAUGGAGGAUGCGCGCCAACUGUUUGAAGAAAUGGCUGAGCGAGAUGUGAUAUCGUGGAAUGCAAUGAUUGGAGGCUAUUUGCGCGGAGGUCAGGGUGAUGAAGCCAUGAAUAUUUUUCAGCACAUGCGCCAACAAGGAGCAAUGCCGGACUGGAUCACUUUGACAACUGUUGUGGGUAUCUGCUCGGGGAAAUUGGGUAUUGCAGAGGGAAAACAGGUUCAUGCUUGUGCUAUUAGACUUGGGCUUGAGGGUGAUGUCUAUGUGGGGAAUGCGCUUAUAGAUAUGUAUUCCAAACUGGGUUGCAUGGAAAAUGCAUACAAAGUGUUCGAUACAAUGCCUCAGCCAAGUACUGUGUCUUUUAAUGCUAUGAUAGCUGGUUAUGCAAGAUGCAAUAACAUAGAGUUUGCUCGUCGAUUGUUUGAUAAAAUGCCGGAGAGAGAUUAUAUAUCUUGGACGACAAUGAUUACUGGAUAUGCCCAGCUUGGGUUUGCAGACAAUGCACUUCAACUCUUUGCACAAAUGAGGCAUGCUAGUUUGAAGGUUGAUCAGUUUACGUUUGGCAGUGUUCUUAAUGCAUGUGGUAGCAUUCUGUCUUUGGACCUAGGUAAGCAGGUUCAUGCUUAUGCCAUUGCAACUGCCUUUGAAUCAGAUGUCUUCGUGGGAAGUGCUCUGGUAGACAUGUAUGGAAAAUGCAAGAGCAUAGAGGAUGCACGGCAAGUUUUUGAUGAAAUGCCUAAGCGUAACAUAGUUUCAUGGACUGCAAUCAUUGUAGGAUUUGCCCAAAGUGGGCAUGGUGAGGAUGCCUUGAAACAUUUUAUUCAAAUGCUAAGAGUGGGGUUGAAACCUGACGAAUUUGCUGUUGCCAGUGUUCUUAGUGCAUGUGCAAGCCUUGCUGUCCUAGAAGAGGGAAGACAGGUUCAUUUAUACAUCAUCAACACUGGACUAGAAUCACGUGUGCCGGUUGGCAAUUCUCUUAUUACGAUGUAUUCUAAAUGUGGAAGCAUUGUUGAUGCUCGCUGCGCCUUUAACAAUAUGAUGGAACGAGAUGAAGUCUCGUGGACUGCGAUGAUUGCAGGAUAUGGUCAGCAUGGGUGUGGCAUGGAAACCCUUCAACUAUUUGAACAAAUGAUAUCGGCUGGCAUGAAGCCAGACCAGGUAACCUUUAUUGGUGUUCUUUCUGCAUGCAGUAGGGCAGGUCUAGUGGAUGAGGGUUGUAGAUAUUUUGAUUCAAUGAGGGAAAUUCAUUGUAUAGAACCAACUGUGGAGCAUCAUGCUUGUAUGAUUGAUCUUCUAGGUCGUGCUGGGCACUUGGAUAAGGUAGAGAAGUUUAUCGAUGAAAUGCAAUGUGAACUUGAUGUUGUUGGAUGGGCUACUUUGCUUGGUGUCUGCAGAAUUCAUGGCAACAUAUCUCUAGGGAAGCGUGCAGCAAAACACCUUUUUGAGUUGGAACCAGAGAACCCUUCAGCAUAUGUACUUUUAUCAAAUAUGUGUGCUGCAGGGGAGAGAUGGAAUGAUGUUGCCAAUGUUAGAAAAUUGAUGAAAUCUAAAGGAGUGAAAAAGGAGCCUGGAUGCAGCUGGAUCAGAUUCCAGAAUAGGGUUCAUUCAUUUGUGGCAGAUGACAGAUCACAUCCACAAACAGAGAAGAUUUAUGCAACGCUAGAAAAACUAGCUGAACAGAUGAAAGACGAAGGAUAUGUUCCUGACACGAGCUCUGUGCUGCAUAAUAUAGAUGAUGAUGACAAGGAACAUGCUUUGUGCUACCAUAGUGAACGAGUAGCCAUUGCUUUUGCUUUGCUCAAUAUCCCUGAAGGGAUACCUAUUCGAAUUGUGAAGAACCUCCGAGUAUGUGAUGAUUGCCAUGCCGCUACAAAAUUCAUCUCCAAGAUUGUAUCGCGAGAAAUUAUCGUUAGGGAUUCUAACCGUUACCACCACUUUAUUGAUGGAUUAUGUUCAUGCAGAGAUUAUUGGUGAUGCAAGCAAUGAAUUGUGUUUUUGCGGAGAUUAUUGAUGGGUUUAGUGAUGAAUUGUGUCUUUGCCGAGAUUAUUGGUGGUGCUAACAACAGAAUGUGUUCUUUCACAGAUUAUAGUUGAUGCUAGGAAGGAAGUUUUGCUGUUUCCACCAUUGGCUUUUUCUUUGCAGCAUAUUUCCAAUGUUUGUGAAAUACUGAAGUUGGCAAUGGCGGCAUAGCAUUCCAAUUUCCAACGCAAUAUGUAAAAUAUCAGGGUUUCAUGUCCAAAUGAUUUUGGGGGAAUUAAUUCA